UUAUGAAGCUAAUAGACUGACUAAUACAGUAUAGUAGUUCAGAUCAGAGUUCACUCCGACCACCAAUAGCAGUCGGAGCAGUCAUGACCGCCGACGUGAAGGCCGUCGUAACCUCCCCGGAGGAGGUUAGUAAGAUAGACAUGACCACAACGAUGAUGCAGCUUCCAUGCGAUGACGAGCUUGAUCACAUGAAAAUUUCCACCGGCGAACCUUUACCUAGAUGCGUAUUUGGUGGACCACCAACUCCGCAAGAGGCGAAAGCUGCUACGUCUGAACUCACGGACGUCCUACAAAGUUUUAUGAUCUGUAAUAAUGAACCAAGACUAACUGAAAUCAGUACAAACCAUGAUCGAAAAGAUGUUCUGCACAGGGUUGAACUUCUCGCAAAAACUCCCAAGUUUCAGUCUAUUGCUGCUUCAAUUGCUUGUGACCCCAUUGUUUACAAUGCUGUGAUGAAUAACCCCGAAGUCGCUGAAUUUAGGAAUCGUUGGCAGAAGAGAAAUACCGUUCCUUCUUUAGAGAUGAUAUCGUCUGCUAAUGAAAUUGCUGGUAAAUUGGACUUUAUCUACGAUGAGCCUGUGAAGAACUUGUCUCUCUUUUGGAGGUUAAGAGGUCGGGUCAUGGAUUUGGCUUGGAAUGUAAAAACUCGAGCUGUGGUGAUGGUGAGUGACUUAUCCAAAUAUGUAUACAACAAAUUGCAUACUUCUUCUUAUUCUGCUGCUGAUGUUGGUGUUGAUGAUCCAAGUGUUGAAUCUGGCUUUAUGGAUACCCAUGGUGGAACUUUAGUUAGGUUGGCUAUCAUUGUUAUUAUGAUAGUGGUCUUCAAGCGAAGAAUAUAAACCUGCCAUCCUUGUCUGCAGUUUAUUUCGAAUUUGUCAAAAAUUUCACUUCUCUAGUUACCUACAUAUUCUAUACCAUUCUGUGGUUGGAUGGUUUUCUCAUUUUGAUUUGAUCAAAGUGUAAUUUCAUGGAUGUUAAAUAAGCAGCUUUUCAUCAUUUGAAAUAAUAUUAAUGUUUGCUAUGUCUCUUCUA
Molecule: messenger RNA, 1032 nt
Organism: Impatiens glandulifera
Lineage: Eukaryota; Viridiplantae; Streptophyta; Magnoliopsida; Ericales; Balsaminaceae
Exons: 4
Coding region: 84-839 (251 amino acids)
Source: RefSeq, a predicted model, not a curated record